UUUUCUUUCGUUUUGAGUUGGAUUAGAAAAUACUUUCAGAGUUGGAAUCCAUUCAUCAACUAAGUUGACUUAAAAACACUAUUUUCCCUACCCAUCUCAUCUCUGCCGUUUGUAUUUCAAACUACCAUGGCGGAAUCAUUUCUCUUCAGCAUAGCAGAGUCACUCAUAGCGAAGCUUGCUUCUCAUGCUUUACAAGAAGCUUCUCGAGUGGUGGGUGUAUACGACGAUCUUCGAAACCUUGGAAAGACUCUCUCUUUAGUCAAGGCUGUUCUGUUAGAUGCUCAGCAAAAGCAAGAUCACAACCAUCAACUUCGUGAAUGGCUCACUCAACUUAAAAUUGUCUUCUCCGAAGCAGAAGAUGUUUUGGAUGAAUUUGAGUGUCAAACACUGCAAAACAAAGUGGUCAAAGCUCAUGGUAGCACCAAAGACAAGGUAAGUCACUUCUUCUCCACCUCUAAUUCACUUCUUUUUCGCUACAAGAUGGCACAACAAAUUAAAUAUAUCAACAACAGACUAGACAAGGUUGCAGCGGAUAGGCAUAAGUUUAGUCUUCAAAUAAUUGACGUUGACACACGUGUUGUUCAUCAGAGAGAUAUGACACACUCCCGUGUGAGUGAUUCAGAUGUAAUAGGAAGGAAAAACGAUAAAGAAAAGAUCAUAAAACUUUUGAUGCAGCAGAAUCCUAAUGAUGAUGAUACAAGUCUAUCUGUUACCCCAAUUGUGGGGAUUGGAGGCUUGGGAAAGACUACACUUGCAAAGUUUGUGUUCAAUGACAACAGGAUCGAGGAAUGCUUCCCAUUGAAGAUGUGGGUGUGUGUUUCUGAUGACUUUGACAUUAAGCAACUUAUUAUCAAAAUCAUCAAUUCUGCCAAUGAUGCAGAUGUUCCUCCUCACCAACAGAAUUUGAACAUGUUGGACUUGGAGCAACUGCAAAACCAAUUGAAAAGCAAACUUUCCGGUAAAAAAUUUCUUCUUGUUUUGGAUGACGUAUGGAACGAAGACCGUGUUAAAUGGGUUGAGUUGAGGAAUUUAAUCCAAGUGGGUGCAGCAGGAAGUAAAGUUGUAGUGACCACACGCAGUCAUUCGAUUGCUUCCAUGAUGGGUACAGUUCCCUCUCACAUUUUAGAAGGUCUUUCGGAAGAGGAGUCACUGUCUCUGUUUGUGAAGUGGGCAUUUAAAGAAGGAGAGGAGGAAAAACAUCCUCACUUAGUAAAUAUUGGCAGAGAAAUUGUGAAAAAAUGCAAAGGGGUUCCACUGGCAGUGAGAACGGUAGGUAGUUUACUAUUCUCGAAAUUUGAGGNNAGUGAAUGGNAAUAUGUGAGUNNNANUGAAAUCUNGAAUUUGCCUCAGAAAAAAGAUGACAUUUUACCUGCCCUUAAACUGAGUUAUGAUCUCUUGCCAUCCUAUUUGAGGCAAUGUUUUGCAUUGUUUUCCCUUUAUCCAAAGGAUUAUNNNUUCNNUAGUNAUGAAAUANCUGNGAUUUGGGGGUCACUUGGACUCAUUGCACUACCAAAAACGAAUAGGACACUUGAAGAUGUGGCCAAUCAAUAUUUGCAUGAACUCCUGUCAAGAUCCUUUCUCCAAGAUUUUGAAAACUUUGGCACUUCUUACAGUUUUAGAAUACAUGAUUUAGUGCAUGAUCUCUCCCUAUUUGUUGCGACGGAUGAGUGUCUACACGUGAGUUUCAACAUUCAAAAUAUUCCAGAAAAUAUUCGGCAUCUGUCUUUUGCUGAAAGCAGUUUGUUUGACAAUUUAGUGAUAAAAAAAUCAGCAGCUGUGAGAACCGUACUGUUUCCGAAAGGUGCAGUAGGUGCCGACGGUGAAACUAUACUAAAUACGUGUCUGUCAAAGUUCAAAUGCUUGCGAGUUUUGAAUUUAGAUGGUUUGACAUUCGAGACUUUGCCCCGUACCAUUGCUAAGAUGAAACAUUUGAGAUAUUUGAACAUUAGCAAUAAUCGCAAGAUUAAGAGACUCCCCGAUUCUAUUUGUAAGCUUCAAAGUUUGCAAGUGUUGAUAAUUAGCGGAUGCAUAGAGCUGGAAGUAUUGCCCAAAGGAUUAGGAAAAUUAAUCAAUAUCCGUCAUUUGUUGUUUAGCACAAAGCAAGUUGUUUUGCCUGUGAAUGAGAUGGCCAAAUUGGGGUCGCUUGAAUACUUGAGUGUUACAUCAUGCCAUAAUGUGGAGUCCAUCUUUGGAGGAAUAAAAUUCCCUUCUCUUAAAACAUUGUGCAUUAUGAACUGCCAGAGUCUAAAGUCAAUGUCGCUGGAUGGUCAAAAUUUUCCUGAAUUAGAAACAUUGGUUGUUGUGGCCUGCGAUAAUUUGGACAUGGAACUGUGGAAGGGUGAUCAUGAAGAAGAAAGUCCGAAGCUGAAGUUAAAACUUGUAUUUUUUAGCAAUUUAUCACAGCUGGUGGCAUUGCCUAAAUGGGUUCAGGAAGCUGCCAACUCCUUAGGGUGCUUGAUUGUUUCAAAUUGUCACAAUAUUGAAACACUUCCAGAUUGGUUACCAGCUCUGACUAAUCUGAAAUCACUUCAUAUAAUAGGUUGUCUAAAUUUGGUAUCUAUCUCAGAUAACAUUCAUCUUCUCACUGCACUUGAAAUUUUGAAAAUUAGUGGCUGUCCUAACUUAUAUAAAAAAUAUGAACCUAAUGUUGGAGAGUUUUGGCCCAAAAUAUCACACAUCAAAGACAUUGUGAUUUAUAAACCAAAAGAACCUAAGAAGAAUUAGAGGAAGAGCCAGACAGUCGGAAGCCCCUUUUCUGGAUGUGUAUUCAUAAUGUUGAUUUUCUUUGUGUGGUUUUCCAGUUUUUCUGUCGUGAAAAUUAGUUGGAGCCAGUAGUUAAGGCAUUUCAAUUUAGAGAGACCUCCAUGAUAUAAUUUUGUAAUAGUGCUAUAUUUGUUAUUUCUAACUGCUUUGUUUUGUGGAUUAUUGAUAUUGAUGUACUCAACUUCAGUAUUUCCGUGACCUAAAUAUUGUCUUUCACUUGUGAAAAAUAAAAGUAGAAGACAUGUAUAGAAGUCUGAAUA
Molecule: messenger RNA, 3023 nt
Organism: Vigna radiata var. radiata (mung bean)
Lineage: Eukaryota; Viridiplantae; Streptophyta; Magnoliopsida; Fabales; Fabaceae
Product: putative disease resistance protein RGA1
Exons: 1
Coding region: 127-2724 (865 amino acids)
Biological process (GO): defense response to other organism
Molecular function (GO): ADP binding; protein binding
Source: RefSeq, a predicted model, not a curated record